CCUCUGAAAUGGAUAGAUUAUGUGUACGGUGGUAGGCUGCGUUAUAUCAACUUGUCCAGUCUCAGGAUCUGCCUUAAUUGCAAAGCGCACGGGACAAUGGAAAACUGCUUUUAGUUUGGGAUUUUACUUGAUGUGUUUUCUAAAGGAAAACUAAAAACGGGAAAGCUCUCAAACAGCGGGCGGACAGUUACAGAUGUGGAGGGUCUUUCCUGCGACAAGGUGUACAUUAUAUUUACUGUUGAACGCUGACGGUGUCCUUUCUUUUAGCUUCUGAUAAAUUCCAGAGAGUUGGAUUGCUGUAUCAAGGAAGCAGAGUGCAGUUCUGAAGACCAUGCAGAUUAGUGGGAUGCCAAAUUAUUGCAGAGUGCAGUUCUGAAGACCAUGCAGAUUAGUGGGAUUCCAAACCUUUCCAGAGUUAACUGUUGAAUUGAUUAAAAUGGGGAACUCUGAAAGCCAAUACAGCGUUCAGGGGUGUAAAAGCCAUCGUCUCGUUAUACCUGGCAAGCAGAAGCCUUGCUCCCUAAGAGUUCGAAGUGUUCAUGCCAAAGAUGAACAGUCUCGCUCUGCACACAGCUGGGGCCACGCUUCCAGUUACAAGACUCGAGCGCAGGCCAGAAGCUGCCUUUCACAGCACAAAAGCAGCCAGCCAUACUCCACCCGCCACUACGACUACGUGACCAAGGGCAGUAAAAACAGUGCCAAUGACAAGCCCAGAGACUGCAACCCCGGGAAUAACUUCAGGUUUGUGUCUGAGAACGACUUCUUCUACGCUGGGUACGACGCACAGAGCAGCCACAGCACAGCCGCUGAGUGCAAUGGCCAUGUUGAAAAUGAGAAGGAGUCCCUGUCGGACACAGUGGAAGACAAAAGCAGUCCAAAGGUGCUCAUUAAAACAUUGGGGAAGUUUGACGGUAGCCUGAGGGUGGAGUUCACCAACAGUAACAACAACAACACACUCCCUAUUUACGACUGUGAUGGACCGGUCCAACUGUUAAAAUACUCCCCUACUCUCGAGUCAACACCCAAUAGUUCAGGUAUCUCAAGAAGGCAGAGCCCUAGCCCUGGAGACUCUGGGCUCAGAACCAGUAAGGGAAGCUCCUUCAGCUCUGAGAGUUCAUGGUAUGAUGCUCCAUGGGGGAAUGACGCUGCUGAUUUCAACGACAUGGAGCACCCCGACUCCUCCAGCAGGACUGCAGACACAAGCCUGGGAGAUGCAGCCCUACAGAACCAGCAGAGAUUGUUUGAACAGCAGGCAUCUCCUAUAUCCCUACAGGAUCUCUAUAGGGAUGCAAGCAUUGCAUCCGCCUUUCCAGCAGAGAAGGGUCUUUCACCGGAGUCCCUGAAUGCCCCGAGAAGUAAGAAGCGGGCAUCGCUAGCCCCGGAUGUGGAGGUGGUGUCUGACUCGGAGGGUCUGGGCAGCAUGCAGUACUCCUCCUACACGCUGCCUUGUCGUAAGUCCAAGCCCGUUGUGGAGGGCAAUGCCAAGAAAGACACCCUGAAGAGCAGAAUGAGGCGCAUCAGUGACUGGACUGGAAGCCUGACCAGGAAGAAGAGAAAGCUGCAGGAACCGAAAUAUAAGGAGGCGAGUGAGUGCUUUGACAGUGGGAUCGAUGGCUUCACUACAGACACCAGCUCUCCCUCCCAGGUGUCCAGCUUGCUGUGGCCCCCCAGCGCAGGCCCCACCCUGCCGCUGCGCAGUGAGUCCAGCCACGCCCUUCACAGCGACGCCCUGCGGCAAAACAUCUAUGAGAACUUCAUGAGGGAGCUGGAGACGGGGCGCUGCAGCAGCGAGACGGAGACGGAGACGAGCAGCGACUCUCUGGGCUCCCGGGAGCAGCUGGACCUGCUCUUUCAGAAGGAGCAGGGGGUGGUGCGCAAAGCCGGCUGGCUCUUCUUCAAGCCCCUCGUCACUCUGCACAAGGACAAGAAGCUGGAGCUGGCCCCGCGACGCAAGUGGAAGCAGUACUGGGUGACUCUGAAAGGCUGCACCCUGCUGUUUUAUGAAACCUAUAGGAAGAAUUCCAUGGAGCAAGACUUUUCCCCGCGCUACGCCCUCUUUGCUGAAGACAGCAUAGUGCAGUCUGUUCCCGAGCACCCGAAGAAAGAGAACGUCUUCUGCCUUAGCAAUACCUUCGGAGAUGCCUACCUCUUUCAGGCUACAAGCCAAACAGACUUGGAAAACUGGGUGACUGCAAUUCAUUCCGCCAGCGCCUCCUUGUUUGCAAAGAAACAAGGAAAAGAGGAGACGGUGCGACUGCUGAGGAGCCAGACGAGGGGCCUUGUCCAGAAGAUUGACAUGGACAGCAAGAUGAGAAAGAUGGGAGAGCUGCAGCUCGCCACUGUGAGGGACCCAAAGAACAGGAAAGCCAUUGAGAACCAGAUCCAGCAGUGGGAGCAGAACCUGGAGAAGUUCAACGUGGAUUUGUUCCGGAUGCGCUGCUACUUGGCCAGUCUGCAAGGAGGAGAGCUGCCCAACCCCAAGAGCCUCCUCGCAGCGGCCAGCCGCCCUUCUAAACUGGCUCUCAGCAGGCUGGGCAUCUUUUCAGUGUCCUCCUUCCAUGUUCUGAUCUGCUCCAGAGAUGAAUCUACCCUGAGGAAGCGCUCCCUGUCUCAGACUAUGAGGGGUAAGAAGGGACUGUUCUCCUCCCUCAAAGGGCUGGACAGUCUGACCAAACGAGGAAAAGAAAAGAGGGCUUCUGUGUCCCAGAUUUUUGAAAGUGAUGGACAAAUAACCCACAUUCCUUUGAACCCCAGCAGUUGUGAGAGAAUUGAUGGCACAGCUAACAUCUACUCAGCAGCACCACCUGAAGGCAGUCAUUGGGAAAGCUGUUUUGAUUCUUCGGCAUGUGUGUAUUUACCUGACACCCAGGGAGUAACUGUGACCGUUCAUCAGGAUCUUAGGGUUGAAGAUGUGCUGAACUUGGUGUGCAAGAAGAAGCUGCUGGACCCAGCCCAGUACUGUCUGCGUCUUCGAAGAACAGUGGGAGGCAAUGUGGAGCUCAGCAUGCCAGCCUCCAAUGAGUACUUGCAAGGACUGAUUUAUGAUGAAUUAGAAGUCUUUCCCUUGAAUGUUUUUCAUUUGCACCUGUUAAGGACCGGGACUACAGUUGAUUUUGGCUUUGCAGUAACAGGUCACAUUGAUGGACAGCGAAACAGCCGCAUAUUUGUGAGUGAAGUGCUUCCAGAUGGAGUGGCUUACUGUGAAGGCUUGAGAGCGGGGGAUGAGAUCCUCAGUGUGAAUGAGAAGACUGUGUCGACCCUUGACCUUGGCCUCAUGGAGCCCUUGUUCAGCCAGCAGAGUCUGGUGUUGACUCUCAGGAGGGAUCUGCUGGGCCUGCCUUCACAGUUACCUCCUCCCAACCAGUCUGAGCUUCUGGAAGAGUUUCUGGACAAACAUCCAAAGCAGGCAUCAGCUGACGUUGCUGAUGUUCCUGAUGUACCCAGCAGUGUUAUAAGAAGCACUCCUGAUGAUUCCCUGGAGCUGGCACUGCCAAGAGAGAAGACAGGAAACCAUCCAAGGAGUGCAGACCCCGGGAGCACCCUGUACCAGAGCUUCCAGGAGGUUACAGCGGGUGUGAUGGAGGGGCAGAAGGAGGGGGCUGAUCCCCCUCUCAGGCACGGCACUGGCCACAUGUCAGUCACAGAGAGGCUCAGGAAAGUCAUUCAGGAGCUAGUGGACACAGAGAAAUCCUAUGUGAAGGAUUUGAGCUGCCUCUUUGAAAUCUACCUGAAACCCCUACAGAACGAGACCUUCCUCACUCAAGAUGAGAUGGAGUCCCUGUUUGGGAGCCUUCCUGAAAUGCUGGAUUUCCAGAAGGUGUUCCUCCAGACGCUGGAGGAGAAAAUCGCUUCCUCUCCUGAUUUCAGCACCCUGGAAAACCCAUUCCAGUUCAAGAAGCUGCUGUUUUCCCUUGGAGGCUCCUUUCUGUACUAUGCUGACCACUUCAAGCUUUACAGUGGCUUCUGUGCAAACCACAUCAAGGUUCAGAAAGUGCUUGAAAGAGCUAAAACAGACCGAGCUUUUAAGGAGUUUCUUGGCGCCAGGAACCCGACCAAGCAGCACUCAUCGACAUUGGAGUCGUACCUCAUCAAGCCAGUGCAGCGAGUCCUGAAGUACCCUCUGCUGCUGCGGGAGCUGGUGUCUCUGACAGAUGCAGAGAGCGAGGAGCACUAUCACCUGACAGAAGCAUUUAAGGCCAUGGAGAAGGUGGCCAGCCACAUCAAUGAGAUGCAGAAAAUCUAUGAGGAUUACGGGACAGUGUUUGACCAGCUAGUUGCAGAACAAAGUGGAAGUGAAAAAGAGGUCACUGAGAUUUCCAUGGGAGAAUUCCUCAUGCAUUCCUCUGUAAUCUGGCUCAACCCUUUCCCGUCACUGGGUCGGAUGAGAAAGGAUCCUGAGAUCACUGUAUUUGUUUUUAAGAAAGCUGUGAUCUUGGUGUACAGAGAGAGCAGCAAAAUGAAAAAGAAAACACAAGCUAACACUCGAGCUGCAUACAUCCACGGGGAUAUGGAUCCAUUUAAAUUCCGCUGGCUUAUUCCUUUAUCCGCUCUUCAGGUGCGGCUGGGGAAUGCAGCAGGAACAGACACCAACUGCAUCUGGGAAUUGAUUCACACAAAGUCUGAAAUUGAGGGAAGACCUGAAAGUGUAUUUCAGCUGUGCAGCAGUGUACCUGAAAGCAAGGCACAUAUAAUUAAGGUUAUUCGCUCAAUUCUGAGGGAGAACGUCCGGCGACACCUGAGAUGUGAGUUUCCUCUGGAGAAGAUCUCAAAAGAGCGCCUCGUUCCCUUACGAAACACAAUGCCGCUGUCAGCCAGGAUCGGUUCUUCGAGGGCCUCCUGGUUAUGCAAGCUGCCAUCCAGCAAUGAAGGAACCUUAAAGGCAACCCUGCUGGAUUUGUACGAGGGGAGUCACAGUAGUGGCACUCAGAGCAGCGACUGUCGGGAAGCAGAGAGUAUGCUGGAUAACCACCCGCCCACCAGCCGGGACAGAGAGAGCAUGCUGGACUCCCAGAUACUGCGGCCAGGUGAGCCUGAGGACAACGCUGUCAAGGAAUCAGACAUUCUGAGUGACCACGACGAUUACUGUGAGACUGGUAAAGAGUCUCCAACCAAAGACAUUGAGGUCCAGUUUCAGAGGCUGAAGCUUUCCGAGGACUCCAGUGCAGACAGACAGCUAGCACCCUGUGUUCAGCCUGAGGCUGAAGAACUGGACGGGCCGGAGAGGCAGCCCAUGCUGGUGCAGGGACACUACUGUCCCAUCAAACGCAAAGGAAACAGCCUGAAAAGGAACAAGGGGGUGUUGUUAGCUAUGAAGGAACACAGCAGAUCUCUGGACAGCCAGUCAGAAGCAGCCAUCUUGGAUCUCAAUGCCCUCCUGGAAAGGGAGUUUAGUGUUCAGAGUCUGGCCUCGGUCGUCAAUGAAGACUGUUUUUAUGAAACAUCAGACAGUGAUGAAAAACCAGUCUUCCCUUCUCUAUAGAGUUUGUCCCAUUGUAUGCAUUAGCCUAAACACUGAGGCCAAGUGAAUUUUCUUUUAAGAGAGAGACUGAAAUGGGUUCUGAAAUAAAGGCAUUUCUUUUUCCCUGUUUGAUACAAGGAUUCAAAUUUUACUUAAUGAGAAAAUCCCUUGCUGUAUCUGUGCACGAAGUACACAUUUUGCCUAAAUAGUUUUAUUUAAUUUUUUCUGUUGUUUAAGAAAACAUUUCCUUGUAUUUAUUAUGGUUAGUUUUCAUUUAGAAAGCUAUUUAUGGACCAGUAGUUUGUCUUCCCAGUUAAAACGUAUUACACGAUGAAAAAGGACCAUUUAUUUUUCUGUACAUUUUAUAUAACUUUGGGGAAUGUAGAAGUAUUGUUUGUGUUUUUUUUUAAAUAAACGUUAUCAAAGUGAUCUGUUGAUGUUCAAUUUGGGGCUUUCCAGUUAUGGUUUUACGUGAUUGAAAUCAUUAUGUAUUUGUGCAACAGCUCUUUCAGGUUGGUGAUGGCCUUUGUUUUGUUUGUUUUUAAUGCUUUUUUAAUUUCUUUUUUUUUUUUUUUUUAUAUAUAUAUUUUUGAAUUGUUAAAGCUACAUGAAGACUAAUGUAUUUUCUGAAAAUGACUGUACUGUAACUUAAUUUGGGAUAUAGUUUGUAUUCUUGACAUUGUACAAGUAAAAAUAAGUGCUGGAAUUUGCAAUAAAUACUGUGUCUAGUAA
Molecule: messenger RNA, 6190 nt
Organism: Acipenser ruthenus (sterlet)
Lineage: Eukaryota; Metazoa; Chordata; Actinopteri; Acipenseriformes; Acipenseridae
Product: rho guanine nucleotide exchange factor TIAM2-like
Exons: 27
Coding region: 437-5479 (1680 amino acids)
Biological process (GO): positive regulation of axonogenesis; activation of GTPase activity; small GTPase-mediated signal transduction
Cellular component (GO): membrane; synapse
Molecular function (GO): guanyl-nucleotide exchange factor activity; protein binding
Source: RefSeq, a predicted model, not a curated record